AUGAACCAGCAUUCUUUGAAAGGUUCAGUUUCAAUUGCUGAAAAGACAAUUAGAGUAGAAGAAGAGUGCGGAGUGCCACCUGAGUGUCUUGAUAAAAUCGGAAUGUUUCGCGACUGUAAUAGUAAAGAGUACAUCAAGAAGAAGUUCCCAACGGAAAAAUGGAUCGAUCAAUUGGCUUUCUCCGCAUGGCUAUGCCAUGAAGGUUUGGAUAUCAAAUUGCACAACGAAGGCUGUCUGAUGACGGCGAAUGGAAACUUCGUGGCCAAGGUACGUCUUGAGAAUCCACAGCUAAUCACUCAAGCUGUCGAUUUUGGCGAGGCAAAAAAGAUUUUACUUCAGCAAUUACGGAUUUUCAAAGUCCUACAGGAUGAUCUGACGGCAGAACGAAAUAAAUGGCAGUCUUCGCUAGUGCAGACAAUCGAAAGUGUCUUACAACAAACGUCGAAGAACAGAAACAAUUUAGAGAAUAUUCAAUUGUAUUUUUUAUUAAGCACCCAUUCUGACAGUUUCAAUUUCAGCCAACUUUGCGAAGCAAUAAACGAAAACAAAUUAAUAAGUAUAGAAUUGCGGUCUACGGCCGCAUCAUUUCUGGAGUUCGAAGCUCGUAGUACUACAAGAGAUAAGGUAUUAGCUCUGUUCCACCUUCAUCAGUCGAAAACACCCAGUACAGAAAUAAUCGUCCAAUUGCGUAGAAUUCUAGAUGAAAACGUUUCUGCCCACAGGAAGCAACUUUUGGAAAUAGCGCCGAUCAGUUUACGAAAGUAUCUCAGCAGUUGUAGCAACGAUCGAAUUAUUUUUGUCCAACACAAAGAUGUUGCCUUACUCUCUGACAUGACCAAAGAUCUGAACAAAAAGAUGUUUGAGGAACCAUUGACUGACCUUGCCGAUCGAUGGAUUGAUUCAGUGGAAAAGUUAACAGUCUCAACACUGCAUUCCGUUGAAGGUAUAAUGAAUACGACUUUUUAUCUGUUGGCAAAAAGUUUGCAAGAAUUGAUUGCCGAAAUCACUAACAAAACAGACCACAGAGCGGAAGAUCUCCUCACUAGCACCAGUUGUGGAUGGCAUUCGAUAAACAAGAUUACUUGGAAGUCUGAAAAUGUUUCCACGAAAUGUUUGGAACGGGAAUAUUUCUUCAUCUUCGAGCUCUUGAAGCAUUUCGAUCUGAAUUAUGAUAGUGAAAAGCAAUCCUUCAAGUACACCGUUGAGCGAUUUGGAAAACGAAAACAGCAUUUAACGUGCCAGCAACUGGCGAGAUCUUUAGAACUAGUUUUAAGCGAUGAAAACAAGCCUACAAAAAUAACUGAUGAAAAGUACAUUUGGUAUUGUCUACUGGAUGACGUUCUUUUCCAUACUAUGCCAGCAGAAUAUGAAUUCGAUUGCUUCGAAACAUUCUUCGAGGGAUAUGUAAGUUUUAUGAUUGGGGCUGGUAUUGAUCAGAUGGAAAUGCUUCGUGUUGUUACACACAGUACAACUCGUUUUAUGGUACAAACUAUGAGCUUCUUGGUACAGAAAGACUGCUCCACAAUUGACCACCAGAUUUUGCAACAACAGCUUACCCACAUAAAUGCUAAAUCCAUUCAAUCCACUGUCACUUCAAACGGUUUUCGAAAUUUGGUAAAGGAAUUCGAAAUCUAUUGGAAACAUAGAGAAGGUAUUGUAACUGAAAUUACUUCUAAAAUUUGUCUUCCGGAGAUGGCAUCACUGAAGAGAGUUUUGCUGGAAAUUGUUUUGGUUGCGUUGGACAAAACUGUAGCUGCAGAAGUUUUGGAAUGUUUUUUCAGAUCAUACUUUGAGCUGUUGAUAAUUUUAAACAAUGUUCGAUUCGAUUGGUAUGUUAAAGCUUUUCCCAACGUUAGCAUGACUACGUUAGAGGACCUAAAACUGAUUGAGCUGGUCGAUAGCAAAUGGACCAUAACAGGGCAUAAAACUUAUCGCGUCAUUGCAGUGGAAAAAUUUGUCAAUGCGGCAUCAUUUUUUUUCGAAAGUUAUCCACUCCCAAAGCAUUACGUUAUCGAAGUUCUACUAACCAUGCUAUCGUGUGUUAAAAAUCAGCUAACGAAAGUUCAGUGUAAAUCAGGUCGAAAACUAUCCGAAGAGGAACAAUUCUGUACGUCUAGCGAGCUUCUUGAUGCCGCGAAAAAGUCUUGCGUGUAUCUCAGGAAACAACCUGAUUAUAAAUCGUUUGAAUUAUUUCUGAAUGAACUGAUCGAACCAUUCACAAUUGCCAUUUAAGAUUGUUAAGUCUCGAAAAUAGUCUCGAAAUAAUAAACCACCCUAGAAACAAGAUCGCGUUUCUAGUUUAUUUCCCAAUACCCCGAAAUCAGUGGAAUUUCCCCAAAUUAGAGGAGAAUAAAGUGUACUCAUGAAGCGACCAAAAAAGUGACUAUCAUUUACGCAAAGUGACUUAAACCUACCCGUGAGAGACACGGGUUUGUCCCGUUCGAUAGUGUGCAUAGUUAACUGGCGCGAAUACUUAUCUGUUGAAUAAAUAAGUGCGCGUACUUACCAGUGUCCGCUCGAUUAGUGCACAUAUUAAAACGCUACCCGUGAAUUAUACCGCCUGUAGAAAAGAAGUUUGAGCCCGAAGAUACCCGUCCCGCAGUCCGCUGUUCCUGUUGAGAGGAAGCGUUGAAUUAUGGAAGUUGAAAGUGAUUCCCCAGACCCGUUUGGAAAUCCUGGACCCAACAAUGAUAGUAGCUCUCAUGCAGAAUUUACUAAGGAAAUCAAUCGCACCAAAAAUUCAUAUUCGAGAUUUGUACACGAGGAUAUCAGUAUUGACCAAACUCUGAAGUUGUUCGACACAUUAAACAGUUUAUAAAAAUUAAACAGUAAUUAAAAUACAUUCAAUAUUUCAACCUAUUUAUUGAGGACCCGUAUUAUGAACACACUACGGAAGCGUCUCCGGUUGCUGAGAAAGUGUUUGAAAUAAAGUUCCAGAAGCCAUUCAAAACCUGGACCAACGAUGACAAACAAGAAAAGAUACCAAAACUCCUAGCAGGGUUGGCAGCUAUUUGGUCUAUUCUGGAAUCGAAGGAUUUUUCAAAAACGGAACAAUUUCUCACUCCUCGUUGCAUUCAAAUUCUUUGCAUACUCAUCAGUGUGGAUCAAGCGACUGAAGGCGUUAUGAAUCAUCUGGCACAAGUUUCAAGUGGACAGGGGAAAUCAUUGAUCUUAGCUCUGACAGCUGCUUUGUUGGCGUUGACUGGGCAUGAACCUCGGAUAGUUUGUAGCGAUGACUAUCUGGCAUCAAGGGACAGACAAAACUUUCAGCAGUUCUUUUCUACGAUUGGAGUUGAAAAGUCCAUUGUUUAUGGUACAACGCCAAAAAUUGCCGAUAAUGUAAUUGAUCGUAUGGAACUAGGAAAUAUGUUUACGCAGAUGUUGCUUGCUAAAGGAGAGCAGAAACAGAAAGAUUGUUUUCUUAAAGAUACGCACAAUUUUGUCCUACUAGCAGAUGGUGUUGAUUGUUUUUCAUGGUUUGGGAGUACCGUUUAUGUCAAUGUGGUGUCUAUACUGCCGGGUUUGCAUUUGAUACAGGAGAAAAUAUGGAAUUUUGUAUCAUCAGGGAAAUACUUCAUAAAUAACAUUAACUACACCAGUAGAAUCGAGAACCUCGCCAAAGACAUCUAUAAUUACAUCGACUCAAACGAAAUGAUGAAACAGAAAGAACUCCAGGAUUUCAUUGCCAAUGACGAGCUGUUUGAUAUUUUCAUUGAUUAUAAGGUAGAAACUAAACGCUGUACAAACAAACAACUGUUUGACGAACAUCUCAGAAAAAUGAUUAAGGCUGCUUGUACUGUUUAUGAAAUUCACCAAAGUUAUUACUUUAAACUCAGUCCUAAAGGCACUAUUCUCGGCAAAUUUGAAAACGAAUACCUGAAUGAGCAUGUUUUCGAUUACCAAAAUGUGUUUAGGUACUUUCAGCUGCGUUAUUCUGACUACAAGACAAAAUUGGAUAGCGAAGUCAACUACGGUUAUUUUCUUUUGCCGUGCGGUUUAUUGUCACGCUCCUUCUUAUUGAAAAGAUAUUCCCUACUCCUUGGUGUUUUCAACACGUUCCCAACCACUGAAAAAUUAUUUGGAGGACUUUUCACCAUCAACCAAACGUCGAUUUUUCCUCUGCUUUCCAAAAUUCGUUUCAAUCCCUCACAUGAUUUUCGCAUGUUGGCCGACGGCUUGCAAUGGAUGACGGCAAUCAUCAGUCGCAUUGAAGCCGUAAUUGAAGAAAAUCGAUCUGUCGUUGUCUAUUUUCACUCACGCGAUCUGAAUGGUUUUCCCGCAGAAUAUUCGAGUCAAUUGAGUAAUCUCCAUUUUUGGGUUGAAGUUUCAGGCGAUUGAUGUAUCCGGAAAGAUUGUU
Wyeomyia smithii (pitcher-plant mosquito) is the source of this 4357-nucleotide messenger RNA. RefSeq lists its product as uncharacterized. NCBI's taxonomy places the organism in Eukaryota, Metazoa, Arthropoda, Insecta, Diptera, Culicidae. The coding region runs from base 1 to 2232 and encodes 743 amino acids. The record is from RefSeq and is a predicted model, not a curated record. The transcript is spliced from 2 exons.